UUCCAAGUUUGCCAUGGUGCAACCAUAAAUCUAUCCCAUAGGGCAGACAACUACAGAGACUUGACCCUAAAUUACCUAACUAAGCAAACUAUUCUACUUUCUGACUGACCUUGCUGGCAGGACACACUUUACUGUCCAGCAGCUGAGCUAAACAUUAUGUACAUCUGAGAUGACAUUUACCUCAAGGAAACUUGCCAGACAUACUCACAGAUAUAAAUACUGCAACCUUUUCCUUAUUAUUUCAAGAAUACAAAGGUAUUUUAUUAUACAAAUAGACAAACUGAAUGGAAUUCAAAGCAGAGGAGCCUUUUCUUCUUCAAAGAAUCUUUUUCAGAGAUGGAAGGGAGAGAGAAGCAUGCAUGGUUUGCCUGAGUAAGGUUUGUCCUCUCAUUCCUCCUCUGCACCAUCUGUGCAUGCACAGACUGCACAGGCUGUGAGAAUGCAGGAGAAUGAGCAGAAAGUUGCCUCAUUGUUACCCUGCAGUAUCCACCACAAGGAAUCUCCUGGCUCUGACAUAGUUGCUAUACCCAGGGUCACUUUUACACCCACUUGAAGCUUACACUACUACUGAGGUGGUGCACUGGAAACUGGUGUAGUGUAAAAACCACCUCUGUGCUGGUUACGUUAUGUGGGAGCUAUUGCUGAGCUCUGUAAGCACCCAGAUUGUCACAACAGAAAUAUGAAGUUCUCCAUCUACAAUCCACCCUCCCACCUGCACUGUGUGGAAUCUCAGGGGGACAAAAUAAUAGUUUCCAAACUGUUGAAAGAGAUAAAUUCAAAGCUGAAAAGAAAUCUCUAAGAAAGAGAAGCAACCAUUAGAAGUUGCGAAAGCAGCAGGAGAAUAUUUAUAAGAGGAAUUAUUAGGCUAGGUAAAGUGAGAUAUAGGGAAAAUCUGGGGCAGAAGGACCUCAGUCAGUGAAAUUUAAAGCCAAACCAGUGAAAGCCCUCAACAGAGCAGCUUCUCAAACAGCUGGGAUACUCUCUACUGCUCCUGACAGAGGAAAGUAAAACCUUUGUCUCACAUUCUUUAAUCUGCCACUUGCUUUCUUCAACAGAGUCCAUUUUUCCCCUUUACUACUCCAGGUGCUAUUAAUGAAUUUCUUCCAACAGAUGAGUAGCUGACUGGAGUAUAUUGAUCUUCUCUUGCUUCUUGGCUGGGCAAACUGGCUUCUGGGAAAUGCUGCUCUUCAGGGCCUUUCCUUAGCAGUAUGGGCACUACUUCUGAUUUCCUCAGGGCUUCUCAGGCACGGAGGUGAUCAGGUCCAGGGACCAACACCCAUGAACACAGCUAAAGUGCUUAGAACCUGGAACCUUUUGCCUCAGAGCUCCCACUGACCUGUAACUGCUUGAGCUGGAAGGCCAAGCUGGCAGCUGGAGCAGGGAGAAGGGCUCUUAUAUUCUGUGGAGGCAGAGUGUUUCUUCUAUUGUCCAAAUAGCACUCUUACACACCCUGUAAAGAUUUCUGUAUGAAGGGUGCAGAAUAUCGAGCUAUAAUGGGUUAUGAUUAUUUGAUGUGACUGCAUCAGAAAAUAGUUUAUUGUUGUGUAUGGGAUUAUGUAUGAAUAUUUGCAUCAAAAUCAGUUUUAUUUUUCUAAUACAGGCUACUGGUGAUUCAUACAUUAUUUUUCAGGGCCUGCAAAAGAUGACUUGGGAAAGGUAUAACUGCUGCAAAUUCCCCUUAAAUUUACUGCACAGUCGUCUGAUUUCUCAUUAGAAAACCUAUAGAAGUGUCCAUUCUGAAAAAAAAAAUUAAAAAACCACAAAGCCAGAAAUCACCUAACCUACUUAGUAAAUGAGUUCUGUUUAGGAAGAACAGGAUGGAAAAAGUAAUAGCUGAGUAGAAAAUAAACAGUGACCUAGAACCUAUCAUGUCUUUGAUGGGAGAAUGUAGUACCUUAGCAGAUUUCACCCCCAUAAAAAUGCUGGGAUUUUUUGCUAGAUCUAGGAACUAACACAUCACAGCAUAUAAAGAGUUAAGUGACCUAAAUGUGCUUCUAGCUUCACUAGAAGCAGAAGUGAUGAAGAAAGAGAGAAAGCUUCAAACAAGACUUGAAGAUUCCUCCCCUUUUAGGCACAAAGAGAGAAAUACUUGAUGAGUUAGGGACCAGGACUAACUGGUGAGACCCAAAAGCAGAACUGCUCAAGCAAUGGCUCCAGUCCAGCUGCAAGGCAAACCAAUUCUGAUCAGGCUUUGCCAAAAUGCUGUGCAAAAUAAACUAAUAAAAGGUGGUUAGCUGCAAAGAGGUGCUGGGACUGGGAACUAGGAGAGCUCCCUCCUCUUCAUUCCCACAUACACAUCCAGGGUGGGAGGUGAUCUCAUCAGAAAUUGUGUAACUCUGCCCAUAGACUUCAAGGCAGGGACUGUAGGUGAUCUGCUCCUGAGAUGCAGCACUUUACAGUCUUAGGGUCCAUUCUGAGGCUUUAAGAAAAUUGGCCUUUGGUAACAAGGGGCCUUGUUACCAUCAUCUGCCUUGUUGUGGCUGAGGGAUUCACAGUCAGCAGGAGGGGAAGAACCUCUUGGCCCUGUGUGAGAGUAGAGAUGCAUGAUUCUGUACUGGUUUACAUGGAUGGUUAAAGGGCCUGAUGGCAAGACUCAGAGGAUACUCAGUGGGGCCACAGGAGGUAAAAGUGUGUGUAAAUCAGGAAUCAGAGCAACCCACAGGCAAAAAAACAAGACUGUGGGAACAUAGGUUCCCUGGAAAUAUUCAUUACUUAAAUUCUCUUCUUAAUUUGACUCACAGAGAGAUAAGGACAGUUCAAAACACCUCUGAGCUGUUUUUGAGACUCUGCCUGCAUUAUGGUAUUGAAAUUUGGCCUUGGAUUACAAAGCAGUUAGAAUGUAUUUCCACUCCUACUCCUGAAAAAUCUAGUGCUGUGAUUUGGUGGAAACCAUAAUACCUUGUAUUGGAUUUGCUUCUUAAUAUUUAAUACUCACUUUUUUAUACACAGUCUAGAACACAGAAAUAAUUGGUAUCAGUAAUACUGGAAUCUUACUACUAAGAUAGAAAACAAACAAAAGGAGCAACAGAAAGUGUCCUUUUGCUGUAAGUUUUGUAGUCAGUUGCUGCUAUUCCUUCUGUGAUGCACAUGAAAGCUGUUUCACCCCUUGCUGGCUUUCCUGGAAAUGUAAUGCUGUCCUUAGCUUCACAGCUGAGUAAAGUUUUGGUUCCUCCCCUGCACCUGAUAUCAGAGCUGGUGCUUAGCAGGGCAGGGCAUUAACCAGAGAAAAGGGAUCAAAAGGAGACAGCAUCAGUUCAAGCAGGACAAUAUGGAGACAGAAAGUUGAAAAACAGAGCUCUGCCAUGUCCUGUCUGCCCUGAGAGAAGGGAUGUCUGCUCUGGUCCAGACAUCCCACACUGCAGCAGUGUCAGCACUCUUUUGGUAUAAACAGGGAGCCAAGUCUGCUGGUAUCAACAAGCCAGUGAUUUUAGGCUCCUGCAACAUCAGAGGGAACUGCCUUUGGUAGAGUGGAGUGGAAAUGAGGGCAGAGUCGGGCACAACACAGAGCCUGCCUUGGCUGGAAGCAGAAAGCAGACCUUCAGCAAUUCAUUCAAGCUACACAGAACAACCCUUCAGCGCAGCCUAUUGCAAAGGCACGGCACUCUCUGCAGAAAUGACACUGGGCAUGCCUGCCAGCAGCCUUGAGGAGGAUACUCUCCCAUUUACCAAGGCACUGCAUCAUCUUCCAGGCUGACCCGAGUUGCUGCCAGGAUUUACAGAGACACGGGGAAGCAUCAAAUCCUCCGGGCAGAGGCAGCGGAGCGCGCAGCCUGCCGCCGGCUGCUGUAGCGUGUCCCCGGGAGCCGGGGACAGGAGGGCACGCACACGGACACGGACACACACACGGACACACGGACACGGACACACACACGGACACGGACACGGACACACGGACACGGACACGGACACACACACGGACACGGAGACGCGCGGUGCGUGCGCGCAGCCCGCCGAGGUAAGUCCAGCCCCCAGCAUCCAGCGGGGCCAUCCUUCUGCUGCUGGAUUUUUCCAGCCGGAGCAUCCUGCCGGCUCUGCCGUGAUUUAUGGAAAGCGGUUUCUGACGCGGGGCUUUUUCUAUUACGACACGGACCCACGGACUGGAGGAGGCAAAGCUGCAGUCAGGGCAGAAGUGAGGGAGGGGAAGAGGCGGGAGCACAGGGACACGGAGGAGUGGAGAGGACAGAGGGAGAAACAGGAACCGAGACACUUCAGAGAUGGGUGAGUUAUAACUGAGGGAGCAGGAGGAAAGGCAGAGAAAGGAAGAGAAGGAGAGCCGUGAGGAAGAGAAAGGGAAAGGAGAUCAGAGACUGAGUCAGCCUCCAGAGGGCAAACACCAGGAGACGAGUUCAGGGAACACCCCAGCACACCAAGAAGGACCUGUUCUGUCUGAAUCUUCACCAUGAGCACAAGGAAGAGUUGCCCCCCGGCACUGGGGCAAGGAGAUCAGGAGGAGAAUCAAAGCGAGGGUGCUCCCGACCUGGAGCGACAGGAGUGUGAGAUGGAGCUGAGGAACAAAGCUAUUCUGCAACAGAAGAGGCGCCUCAAACAGGCCACCCAGUUCGUGCACAAGGACUCUGCUGAUCUGCUGCCCCUGGAUGGCUUGACAAGGCUUGGCACCUCCAAGGAUCUGCAGCCUCACAGCGUGGUCCAGCGGCGCCUCUUGGAAGGCAACCUGAACAAGCUGCGGGGCGAGGCCAGGGGUCUGUCUGCACGGGUUCAAUCUCCGCUGGCAAAGGACCAGGAUGAAAAGAUGGAAAAGGGAGAGGACAGGAGAAAAGAGGCUUCACCCCUGCUAAUACAGUGCCAGUGCCAAGGUCAGGUAUUGAAAGCAACUGUUAACACUGGGUGUCUACCAAACCUCAUCUCCAAGAGGUGUUUAAACCAGCUGGGGCUGGAAGAAGUGUCUGCCAUGGACUGUGGAGACCUCUCUCCUCCCAUCCCCAGCGUUGUUGGCCGAGUAGAACAUUUGGAGUUGCAAUUUGGCCAGGAGACAGUGCUGUGCUCAGCGCUGGUUGUAGAUGAUGAAAUGCUGGAGUUUUGCAUUGGCCUCCAGACUCUGUUGUCUCUUAAGUGUUGCAUCGACUUGGAGGAAGGAGUGCUGAGAUUUAAAGCACUGAGUGAGGAGCUGCCUUUUCUACAUGCCUCUGAAGAGCCUGGUCAGUGACUGGCUGCAUUCCCCAUGUCUGGAGACUUGCUGCCAUGAGAGAGAGAUGAGGGUGAGGCUCCCAUGCCCCAAACCUUGCUGAGUUCUAGGCUGAGGCAUUCAAUGGGGAGUGAGAAAAAGGCAAGUGGGUGCUGGAAGCUGUCACUGGGAGUGCCUCAACUUGAGAUAUCCCUCCUUUCAGUGGACCCUCUUGCUUGUCCUGAUGUGCCGAGUGGGCAUUUUGUUCUUGUUCUGCUAUUUGGCCCUAGUCACUCCAAUUUCUGGUUCUGUAAUAAAUUUAUGCUACCCCUUUAAUGACUUUACAACACACUGUUCACAAGAGAGUCUCUGUGAACAAUCUCCAGUUGUUCUGUUGACAGGAGAACAGCGUUUUCUUCAAAGGCCUCCAAAGAUUACCACAAAUGUUUCCCUUCUCAUUGCCAGCGUACACCAGUCCUGUUUCUUUGUCAGAAGAGCUCUGUUCCCUUUGUCUGUACUCUGGGAAGCUGGAUUUUGCUGCUUUUUGCUGGCUCAGAGCAGAACAGAAGCAUUUUCUUGGGAAAACUGUGGCAAAAACAGUUUUAGAGCUCUCAGUUCUAAGAAACCUUCACAGAAAUGUUGAGUGCAGACACCUAAAGGACUGACAGGGGCUUGGGCUUUGCCAUUGCAUCUCUGGGCACUGAGCUAUAUUAUAUGAAUGGCAAUGCUUACCAUCUCUUGGUGUACACCCUGUAACCAGACCUGCACACCCUGCUCUUCUGGCCAGGCCACUCCUCUCUGCACUCCAGCCGCUAGAGCUGCAUCCCCGUUCCCUCUGCUGCUUCAUCAGAGAUCCUGCCACUCAGUUUAAAUGCUGAGAUGAAUUACAGCACCAAGUCUUCUGCUCUGUCAGCUCCCUUCUUCCAACUUGAAAUCCAGUGAUUAAACACAGACACAUCAUCAGCCUUGAGUCCUGGCAUCACACAGUCCAUCAACUUUGCUUCUCUUGCACCAAAUGAGAAUUUGUAGCAUCAGCUCUGGUUAGUGAGCUGUGAACUCAUCUGGAAUGUUAAAGGUGAUUAUUAAGUCACUUAACAAUUGGGUUUAUUUGAUUUCUUUAAUUUCUUUUUCAUUUCCAUACUAAAGCAUAGCUAUAUUAAAAACACAAAAUCUAUUCUUAACUAGUUCUAGGAAAAAUGCACCGGAUCAGGGCUUGUUCCAUGCCUCAUGGCUACUGAUUCACUGUCCAAACUGCAAAAUAUACCUUUAUCCACCUUUAAAAGGCAAUGACAACCCCAUUUGGCCUAUUUUCCUGGAUUAAACACUGCUGACUCUCUUCCUUUUUUAUCAAACUGGUCAUUGUCCCUGUUGUGCUUCUCAAAAAACGUCUGUAUGCAUUUUUACUUUUUUUUGUUAGUUCUUUUCUCUACUAGUUUAACACAUGCUAUGGACAUCAGAGUAAAGCCUGGCUGAUAUGAUUUGGGAUUCACUUACGAGUGAUGGUUGGCGUGACUGGCAUCUGCUGCUCCCACAAGGAGCAGCACACUUUUACUGUUAGUCAUCAUAUCUUGCAGCUUCUGAUACAUUCCUUGACAUCUCUGCCACUCUUCUACUUGUGCAUCUGACUAUUUCUGGCUGCAUGAACUGCUUUCCAUGAAUCUCUCGAGUGACACCAAUGGUUCUUUCAUUCAGUCAGGAAAGCAUGCCUGCUCCAUGAGCCUGUCUUCCAAAGCAGCAGUAAUUCCUCCUGGAUUUGUAUCACUUGCAUGCCUGACUGGCUUCUCAAAUCCCUAUCAAGGGGUCUAGACAGCUCACACUUGUACUAAACCAUCUUGUAUUCUAGCUGCAUGUGGUGCCUGGGCCAAUUCUGCUGACAAAAUCUUGCUUGUGAUAGGCAAAACACCUGUUGCUAUAUGCAUCAACUCACCCAGUUUCCAAAUCCCACUGCCCUCUAAAAACAGCAUGUAGAACAAGGGCAAAUAGUCCAUACAUACAGAUACCAUGUCCACUACAUAUCUUAUUAAUUUCUAUGAUCUAUUAAAAAAACCCUCUAAGUCACAACCCAAAAGCUGACUUUAGCCCUAACCCAAACAAUAAACUCUAACAAUGACACUAAAUCUAAGAUGUAAGGCACUAAAUCCUAAUCCUAAAUUCAACUCCUAAAACAAACUCUAAAAUUUAAUGCUAAUUUUAACACCCAAAUCAAAUCUCCACCUCCGAACUAUAAAA
This is a messenger RNA of Zonotrichia albicollis (white-throated sparrow), 7351 nucleotides long. RefSeq names its product nuclear receptor interacting protein 2 (gene NRIP2). Gene Ontology annotation, molecular function: aspartic-type endopeptidase activity. Gene Ontology annotation, biological process: proteolysis. Lineage: Eukaryota; Metazoa; Chordata; Aves; Passeriformes; Passerellidae. The record is from RefSeq and is a predicted model, not a curated record.